Tarenaya hassleriana is the source of this 732-nucleotide messenger RNA. Its product is annotated as myb-related protein Myb4-like. Lineage: Eukaryota; Viridiplantae; Streptophyta; Magnoliopsida; Brassicales; Cleomaceae. The transcript is spliced from 3 exons. The record is from RefSeq and is a predicted model, not a curated record. Bases 1 to 732 code for a protein of 243 amino acids.
AUGGGAAGAGCACCAUGCUGUGAGAAAAUGGGGUUGAAGAAAGGGCCAUGGACUCCGGAGGAAGACCGAAUACUCAUCGAUUAUAUCCGCCUCCACGGCCAUCCCAAUUGGCGAGCUCUCCCUAAACACGCCGGGUUACUUAGAUGCGGAAAGAGUUGCAGGCUUCGGUGGAUAAACUACCUCAGACCCGACAUUAAGAGAGGGAAUUUCACGCCUGAAGAAGAAGAGACAAUCAUCAAGUUGCAUGGGAUUCUCGGCAACAGGUGGUCUGCGAUUGCUGCCAAGUUGCCGGGGAGAACAGACAAUGAAAUAAAAAAUGUUUGGCACACCCAUUUGAAGAAAAGAAUCAACCAUCAUAAUAAUAAUAAUAAUAAUAAUAAUAAUAAUAAUAAGAAGAAGAAAGAACCCGACAGGGAGCACGUUUCACCGCAACAAUCUAGCAGUAACGCCGACACGGCCUCGACGGUCGAUUAUUCGAAUAAUGACGAAGACUUCGCAUUAUUUGGAGACUUUCCGAUGAUGAUAGACGAAAAUUUCUGGUUAGAUGCUGUUCCGACCGCCACUAUGGAUGACAAUGCUUUGGAGAAAAAGACAGAGUUUUGGGAGCCUCCGUUAGAAGUAGAGGUUCAUGAUGGGAUUAACAAGAGUAAUUAUUCCAAGCUGUAUAGUGAUGACGCGGAAUUUUGGGUCGGUCUUCUCACAUCCCCGAGUUUCGAUAUCUCUGUCCUUUAA